AACAGUGUUAAUGUUGUCAUCGAUCUUUCUCAAUCCCACUCACGGAGACGAAGCAUAGCGGACGUUGAAGUUUUCGUGGAAAUCCUGGAAUCGUGAGCCAAGAAUAAACCUUGACAUUUCAUCUAACUUUCUAAGAGCAAGCCAACUUUGUCAGUCAACCAACCAUGGCAACCAAACGGCAAAGAAAUGAUGUAAAUGACGAGAAAAAUGGUGCCUUUCCCGAGCCGGAUUACACCCCGUUUCCUCAUUUUGGUACAGAUGCGAUCCACGCCGGCCAGGACCCCGAGCAAUGGGCGUCCAACGCCGUAGUGCCGCUGAUCUCACUUUCUACAACUUUCAAGCAAGAGGCACCCGGUGUAAUGCCAGGAGGUUAUGAAUACUCAAGAGGAGGAAACCCAACAAGGACAGUCCUGGAGACAUGUGUGGCAGCCAUUGAAGGGGCUAAACAUGCUCUUGCUUUCAGCUCUGGUCUGGGUGCCACCAUGGCAAUCUGUCACCUGUUGAAAACUGGGGAUCAUCUCAUUGCUAUGGAUGACAUCUACGGGGGAACGAACCGCUACUUCCAGAAGGUCCUCUCUAACUUUGGCGUCCAGGCCACCUUCGUGGAUGCCCGCUACCCUGAGAAGGUGGCAGAGGCCAUGCAAGAAAACACCAAGCUUGUAUGGGUGGAGACACCAACAAACCCUACCUUGAAGCUUGUUGAUAUCGCAGCAGUCAGCGCUAUCGCUCACAGUCAACCUGGCGUCAUCCUUGUAGCAGACAACACCUUCAGUUCACCUUAUUUCCAGAGAGGACUUGAUCUUGGAGCUGAUAUUGUAAUGUAUUCAGCAACUAAGUACAUGAAUGGACAUUCCGAUGUAGUGAUGGGUCUAGUUGCGUGCAAUGAUGAUGAACUUCACAAGAAACUUCACUUUCAGCUCUACGCUGCCGGGAGCUGUCCGUCACCUUUUGACUGUUUCUUGGUGAACAGAGGGUUGAAGACCCUUCACAUCAGAAUGAGGCAGCAUUAUAAGAAUGGUCUAGCCGUUGCUACAUACCUGGAGAGCAAUCCAAGGGUCCGUAAAGUCAUCUAUCCAGGUCUUCCAAGCCACCCUCAGCAUGAUAUCUUCAAGAAGCAAAUGAAGGGCUUCGGAGGCAUGGUGACCUUCUAUCUCCAGGGUGACCUUGAGAACUCAAAGACAUUCCUCCAGAGCAUCAAGGUCUUCACGCUGGCAGAGAGUCUUGGGGGAUAUGAGUCACUUGCUGAACUACCUGGAGUCAUGACCCAUGCCUCUGUGCCCCCUGAACAGCGUAAAGUACUUGGUAUAGACAACAGUCUAAUCAGACUUUCUGUCGGACUAGAGGACACCGAAGACCUCAUCCAGGAUCUGGAACAAGCUCUAAAGAAAGCUGUACCACUAUAGAUAUUGCCCUUCUGUGAGAGAGGCGACAUACCUUGUGUAAAGUAGACUCUGUUGUAAAUUAUUUGUUUCUUUCAUUUCGAACCUAUCAUGGUUGUAAUCUUGAUUUAAACGGGAAGCGAACUAACGAACACUGUGUGAAGUCUCUCAUUGACUGUGUCUUGUAAAUAGCUAGUCUAGCUAGAAAUAUACAUGAGAGAUUAUAACAAUUAAUACAGAAAAUAAAUUAGCCUACAUGUAUAAUUUCACUGUGGUAUUAAAACAAUACUGUUUUUGAGAGGAAAGGUACCCGUUUUGCCACAUGGUAACAUAAGAAUUGCAAUAUGAAUAUAUCAACUUAAAACCAGUGUGUUAUCUUUCAAGUGGGAGUUGUGGGACUGUAUUUCAAGACUACACUGCUUAGAAUGUUGCAUUGUGGAUAAUAAACCUGGGGGGUGUUUCACAAAGAUUUAAGUAUGACUUAAAUCGCACUUAAAUGCCGAUGCAUACCUGAAAUACAACGCGCAAUCUAAUUGAUCAAUACGCAGUAGUGCACGUCCUCUUGGCAUGAUCUGACCAAUGUGGUCAUGCCUUUUUUAAUGCACGCAACUAGGCAUUUAAGUGUGACUCUAAGUCAUACUUAAAUCUUUGAGAAACACCCCCCUGGUCAGAUAUGAGUAGUUGAGGACUUGAGGUGGGGCUAUUCAAGGCUGCUGGGUCAUAUGCCCUCUAAAGUAUAUAAGCAUAGCUUUUGAUUGAAUAGUGAUAUGGUUUUGACACCACUAAUGAUUUCUAAUUGUUGUUGGUGUUAGUGUAAAUGUUAGAGUCAGUUUCAAAUGUGUGCAUCAGUCUGUCUCACCCAGCUGGAACACCUGAAUAUUGGUUUACCAAAGUGAUAGCGUAACACCUUGUGACAUCAGUCCUAGCACCAGCACCAUUUCAAGUGUGGUGUCGGUGUAAUUGUCUACAUCUACAUUGAUAGUGUGAAUGAGAUUGCCUAACCUAGCACCAAAACUGGAUGUGGAUUUACACUUGAUGUAAUGAGAAAAUAAAAUGUAUCCCAUGAAGUAUGUGAAAGUCAUUUAGCAACAUUUGUACUAUGUACUAUGCAAACUGCAUAGUUCAUUAUUUUGUGCUAUAUUUUGAGUGUAUUGCUGUUGAAAGAUUCUAUUUUACAUUAUACAGCACAGGAGCUGAUUAUACGCACAUGUAUUAGCAUCAUAUAUAUAUAUAUAUCUUUGGUGUACAAUGAAUACCACAUAUUUAUCAAUAACUUUUUUGGCCCUAUUCUGAAGUCAGGUUUAAUUCAAACUCUGGUCUAAAGUUGUGGUUUAACUAUGGCGAGCCAAUUGUGACAUAAAUCUCUAACAGGAGAGGUUUAAUUUACUAGCUCAUUUGACUCUCGAAUCAUUCUUAACUGUCUGGAAAGGAUAAAUUAGAUAGUUGUCUUUACCAUUUAAGCAUUAGGAACGAGCACAGUAAACAUAAGAAACAUACAAUGUAAACAAUAUUUUAAACUGUUGGCUUCCCAUAAUUUUAGCACAGGGUUAGACCAUGGUCUAAGUUAAACCCGACUUCAGAAUAGGGGUCUAUGACUCUGAAAGAGAAUGAAAUGCAUAUUAUAUAGAAAAGAUGAUUGAUUCUGUGUACUACUGAUGGAUUGAAACAUUGAUGUGAAAUAUACAUUUAGUCUGUAUCAGACGCAAUCUUUAUCGACAUUGAGCAAUAUUAUUGCAUUCAGAUAUUAUUGGGUUGAAGCAAUCAAAUCACACAAUCAUUCACAUUGUUGAUGCAUAAUGUGAAAAAGACAAUCAAACGUCAGUUUAACCAGUAGAUUUCUGUCAUUAUUUAUUAAUUCAGAUUUAUUGACAAAAUCUAUAUUGUAUAUGGGUGGUCAUUAAGUCUAAAAUUUAUAAAAUUUUAGAAUAAACUGAAAUGAAAUAUCAAUCAAUGAAAAUUACAGAAAAAUUGAUAAUUAAACCUAUGAAUUAGAAUAUAAAGGUGAAGUAUUUCUUUGGGUUGGGGUUUUUGAAUUUCAUUUAUUUAAGCCCUUGUUUGCAUCCUUGUGCGGUAUUGUUAUGUUGGUCAAUUACAUUUAAUAGGCAAUGUCUUACUGAAAUACAGAAGUAAUUACCUUGCUGGUUGAAGAUACAAAAUUAUCGGCCAUACCUGAACUGAAAAAUACAAAUAUUUAAUGUACAUAUUAGUAUAUGUAUUCUCAAUCUCAGCCCUGUAACAUGAACUUUAAUAGGCUUAGCAAUUGAUCAUUAAGCUGAUUUUUGAAAAAUUGCUUGCAUUGAUUAUUGUGAUUGAUCACUAGUAAAAAUUCUACCCUACAAUCAAUCACUAAGCUCUAUGUUGCAGGGUCCUGGUAGAGUAUCAAGGAAUUUCUUCAUGGAACACUGACUUUUUAAGAAAAAUAUUUAUCCGUUUCUCUUCAAAUAUUUAGUAAUUACCUUUCAGUCAAGUUAAAUUAACUUAUUCUGACUUACAUUAUCGAUAUCAAUUAUAUUUCUGAUAUUCAUAUGAUAACAUGUGGUUGAGAUUGUUUGUGUAUUCUUUCAGAAUCUCUAAUUCUGUAUAGGAAAAUAUUUAUCCCUUUCUCUUCAAAUAUUUAGUCAUUACCUUCCAGUCAAGUUAUUUCUGACUUUUAGCGGUAUGUAUACCUUUCUGACAUUCAUAUAAUAUGUGGUUGGGAUUGUUUAUGUAUACUUUCAGAAUCUCUAAUUCUGUAGAGGCAUACUUAACCUUUUUUGGGGUUGGAAAUACAAGAGUGUUUACUUUUAA
Molecule: messenger RNA, 4166 nt
Organism: Lytechinus pictus (painted urchin)
Lineage: Eukaryota; Metazoa; Echinodermata; Echinoidea; Temnopleuroida; Toxopneustidae
Product: cystathionine gamma-lyase-like
Exons: 9
Coding region: 165-1403 (412 amino acids)
Biological process (GO): transsulfuration
Cellular component (GO): cytoplasm
Molecular function (GO): pyridoxal phosphate binding; carbon-sulfur lyase activity
Source: RefSeq, a predicted model, not a curated record